CUAAAGGUGGAAAUUUAGGAUAUUGAAAAACCAGUCUGCAAGUGUAAAAUUACAUACACAUAAUUACAUUAUUUGCGUGCCAGAAAGGAUUAUUAUUUAUUAAAUUUCUAUCUUUCUCGAUCAUUUUUCAGGAACACAUAAUUGAUUUUCUAGAGCUAAUGGAAUAUGUUCCGGUACUCAUGUCAUAUGUAUUUCUAUUUAAGUUGUGUAUUUACUUUUAGAACAUCAGUCUCUUUGCAAGAUGAAAGCUAUCCUCGUUUUUAUUCUACUCAUUUCAACUGUGCAAGCCAAGAGCAAAUGCAGCCAAGUACUUCAUCUAAAUCUUAAUCCUCACUGUGGAAUACUUCCUGAUUGUAACUUUGAUGGUCCAAAUAGAAGUUUCCUGGAAAAUGUGUCGUGUGAACGCGAAGAAAACGGAAAACCAGUUAUGAAUAUUUUCGAGACUACGAGUGGAAAGAGUGUCUGCGAAGGAUUUAUUAAACCUGGAAGUCCUUUCUGCGCGUUUGCAGCUAGCUGUAACUUCCAAGGCUUGAGUCUUUUGCACGUUGGACAGGAGCAGUGCAAACUGACCGAACUGGGAAAACCUCUUUUUCUAAAAAUCAAGGCCGGAAGGUGUCCAAGGGGUAAACCCAGAUGCAGGAAAACUAGAUAAGGAAAACAUCUAAAUAAUCCUAUAGAGCACCGCCUUUUUUGUGGCCUUGAAAUUCGUUGAGAAAUUCCACACUUGUUACUUUAAUCGCCUUAAAUACGACAUGUUUCGGUAAUUAGCAGCUAAACAUUCAAUUUCAUUUGGAACGUUCUAACAUUCACCAUGAAGAUUUUCCGGCUUAUCCUUAUUCUCAGUGAGUUCCUCAAGAUGUAAUGGGAAUAUACCUAUAUAACUCUCAAAAGUAAUUCAUGCCAUAUGUCCUAAGGGCAAGCACUUAUGCAGAUAUAGUAUUUAUGAAAAUAGAUCGGAGCUUGGAAAAAAUACUCCAAGCUAAAUUCGAAUUAAGUAACUUUUCUAGUACAGUAAGCGUACAAUUUUGAACUAUUAAAUUGAACAUAUAUACGUA
This is a messenger RNA of Drosophila sechellia, 1055 nucleotides long. RefSeq names its product Accessory gland protein 63F (gene Acp63F). NCBI's taxonomy places the organism in Eukaryota, Metazoa, Arthropoda, Insecta, Diptera, Drosophilidae. The transcript is spliced from 4 exons. The record is from RefSeq and is a predicted model, not a curated record. The coding region runs from base 242 to 652 and encodes 136 amino acids.